AUGGAGUUACCUCUAUCGGUGGAGGCGAGUGGUCACAACGGUCAAAGGAGUCUCCUUGGCCGCGGCUCCAUGUUCGUGUUUUCGACGGAACACUUUAAAAAACUAUUGAACAUCACGUCGGAUGCAAAAUUCGGUUCUUUGUUGGAUAUCGGCGCAGGAGAUGGAGCCACAACAGAGAGGAUGGCUCCCUUCUUCGAGCAAGUCAGCACCACGGAGAUAUCUCCACCCAUGAGAUGGGCCUUGGCUAAGAAACAGUUCCGAGUGCUGGAGCUGACGGACUGGGCCGGGCACAAGUUCGACGUCGUCACCUGUUUGAACGUCCUGGAUCGAUGCGACUCCCCGCUCUCGCUCCUCGAGCAGAUGAAACGGGCCCUCAACCCCGGCGGCGUCCUCAUUAUCGCCCUCGUCCUCCCUUACAUUCCAUACGUAGAAACAAAUAAAUCCUUAGCGCCUAGUGAAAGACUGCCCCUCGAAGGUGAUACCGCAGAAGAGCAGAUCAAUGGUUUUGCUGCCUUCCUCUCAUCUCUUGAUUUAAAAAUUUGGCGGUGGACCAAAAUGCCGUACAUUUCCGAGGGAGAUAUAGAGCAAGCUUAUUACUGGCUUGAUGAUUAUAUUUUCCUCAUUGCGCCUACCUCAUGA
This is a messenger RNA of Bemisia tabaci, 639 nucleotides long. Lineage: Eukaryota; Metazoa; Arthropoda; Insecta; Hemiptera; Aleyrodidae. The record is from RefSeq and is a predicted model, not a curated record.